This is a messenger RNA of Spodoptera exigua (beet armyworm), 1535 nucleotides long. NCBI's taxonomy places the organism in Eukaryota, Metazoa, Arthropoda, Insecta, Lepidoptera, Noctuidae. The record is from the annotation of a GenBank genome assembly.
AGUACAAUUAGCAAUCAGUAUCAUAUCUGCAUUCCUACUCUAUGACACAAACAAGCCUGUAGCGAUGUAGUUGGCAACACAACAAAACGAGUACUCGCACACGGCGCGCGCGCAGCCGAUCAAAGGGCGAUCGCGAUCGUUUCAAUUUAAUCCGUCGUUCGAUAUUUGAAUUGAAGUGAAUCGGUGUGAUAUUUUUUUUUAAAUUAAUUGUGAUCCUUUCUUUGUUUAAAAUUGGAUUGGGUGUUCUUUUUUUAAAUAAAGGUAUCCAUGCAGUUUUCCAAAUAGGACGAUAUCAAAAUCCAAGAUGGUGGUCGUAAGCAAGCAGCUGUUUGAUGCAGCGUGCCGUGAUGUCCACUGCAGUGUUAUGACCCAUCCCUGGAACGAAAGCUGUCUCAAAGCCUGUCCAGGGUUGUAUAAGGAUGCUGUUAUUGGAAGUGCGAAGUUCUAUUCCAUUAUAUACAUUGCUCAGAUCCUAAUGCGAGGUAAGAAGAUGAUGAAGAAAGAUCAAUGGAUCAAGAUGGGUGAAUAUUACGUGCGAUCUACCAUGUUAGGGUUAAUGGUCACAUCAGUAGCUCCCAACAUCAGUUGUUUUAUUAGAAAAAUGUUAGGAGAUCGAUUUUAUCCUUCAACGUAUUUGUUCAUACCUUUUGCUGUGUGCGGUCUCUUCAUAUACUUGGAGCCACCAAGCAGAAGAGGAUUGGUCAUUAAUUUGUUUUGUAACUUGGUGAUCGAGUACUACAUAAAAGUUCUGGAAAGAGCUGGAUUUCCUUCUGUGACGAGAACGCAUCAGACGCUGAUGUUCAUGUUGGGCAGUUCCUUGUUAUUCUACCUCAUGAGGCUUGAAGGAGACAAAAAGGAGAGAACUCCAUUGUUUUGGCUAUUUACUCCAGAAAAAGUAAAAAGAAAAACAAUUGAAUCGGAAAGUCCCUGUCCCCAUAAAGGGAAAUGUGAAAAAUAUAUUGCAAAGGGCUUCGCCACAUAUUUUGGAGUUGGUCUCGGUAUAUCCUUAGCGAGACUGAUCCUACCAAAAAUAAGUACUCCAAUACGGGCCAUUUCGUCAAUCAGAAGCAAACAUUUCAAGUUGGCAAUGUUCUUCGGCAGUUAUAUCGGUAUUUACAGAGCAGUGGUAUGCUACUUGUGUCGUAAGAAAGGAUUCGACUCGGCAUUGUACGCGUUACCAGCUGGUUAUGCCGCGGGAAUAUCAUUCUUAUUCAACCCUAGCUUAGGGUUGUCUAUAGCGUCGUUGACUGCAGCAUUUAAGGUAUACUGAUUUGGAUUUUUUUAUUGUAUGAAUACUUAAUAAAGCCUAAAGAGGUCAUAAAAAAACAAAUAUUAAUUUAAACAAAAUUAAAAGAAUCUGAAAGAAUGAGUUUUCAUUUUCGAUAAUGUUGCUGAACGUCUGUGUUACAACCUUCAUAUAAAUUUUCUAUGAACGUAUGUGGCACAGAGCACGUAGAACAAGAUAGGUUCGAUUUUCAAACUUGUAAUUGGAGCAUAGCGGUUGUUAAUAUUUUGUGAUGAACCCCUACUUAACC